This is a messenger RNA of Bipolaris maydis ATCC 48331, 357 nucleotides long. NCBI's taxonomy places the organism in Eukaryota, Fungi, Ascomycota, Dothideomycetes, Pleosporales, Pleosporaceae. The record is from RefSeq and is a predicted model, not a curated record.
UUGACGAGCGUCAAUAUCUUAGCGGUAGUGACCCAGUACCAGGGCAAGUACGAGAAGGCUGAAAAGCUUUAUCAAAGGACAUUGGAAACAAAUAUCCAGAUACUUGUAGCACAGUAUCCUGACGUGUUAGCAAGCGUGGACAGUUCAGCUACCGUGCUGCAGCCCCAGGGCACUUUUGAAGAAGCUGAGAAACUAUACCAUCAAGUACUGAGAGGGAGAGAGAAGGAGCUAGGAGAUGACCAUCCCGACACGCUGACAUCUGUCUACUGCCUCGUUCGUCUCUUACGUACGCUGCGCCAAUACUCAGAAGCAGCAGAGCUUUAUCAAAGGGCGUGCGAUGGAUACACGCAACAGCUU